AUGAAUCGACCUACUGGCCCGUCCAUUCACGCUGGCCCGGAUGAAAUGACUCCGGACAAUACGCUGGGAUUUCUUUCCAAAGCACCCCCCGGUACAAGGCUGUCAGUAAAAACAGAAGUAUCUCCUGUUGAUGCUAGUAGAAUGUCCAAGUCUGAGAAAUCCUGCCUUCUGUCCUACUGUACCCAGACGCCUGUCACUGAGCGAAAAACGAGCGUUAGCAACUCGGAUGAAGAAGAGGAGGAAAACGAAUCUACUUCAGGACAGCAGGAAGAGGAGGAGGACGAGGACGAGGGAAAUGAAGAUGUACCAGAUGUCGACUUUACUUCACAAUGGCUAGACCCUCAGGGCCUAGUCAAACAUGUUGCCAGUAAGGGUCUCACCGGACUAAGUGACGAGUAUGCUAUGGUAUGCCGUAUCAAGCCGAAGGACCCCUGCACAGCCUUCCGUCGAUCUCACAACUCCAGCAAAAACCGGUAUGUAGACGUAUCCUGUCUGGAAAAAACUCGCGUUCUUCUGAAAGCCCCCACUCCUCCUCAAUCCAGUACUUCAAGCAAAGCUGGCAAGACUGAAAAGCCGGGCCUUAUUUACAUUCACGCAAAUUGGGUAGACAGCUAUCGGCAGAAGAAUGCCUUCAUCUGCACCCAGGGUAAGCCAGACAAUAUGCAUUUCUGUUGA
This is a messenger RNA of Dibothriocephalus latus, 675 nucleotides long. The record is from the annotation of a GenBank genome assembly. Lineage: Eukaryota; Metazoa; Platyhelminthes; Cestoda; Diphyllobothriidea; Diphyllobothriidae.